Messenger RNA from Aspergillus welwitschiae, 434 nucleotides. RefSeq lists its product as uncharacterized. The record is from RefSeq and is a predicted model, not a curated record. Bases 87 to 308 code for a protein of 73 amino acids. The transcript has 2 exons. NCBI's taxonomy places the organism in Eukaryota, Fungi, Ascomycota, Eurotiomycetes, Eurotiales, Aspergillaceae.
AUCCACGCGUCUCCCAAAGCAUAUAUGGCCUGUUGCGUGCAGCGGAGUACAGACAUGAAAAGGUGUAUGGGGAAAGGUUGCGCAGCAUGGUUUCAGAAAAGAAGCAGGACCACCUUAGUCGGACGCCCCCUAUGUUUUGGGCUCCUGAAGCUGUCAUUAUUGUGACUCGUCUAGGGCGGACUAGGCCAAUAACGCAAACCUCCGACGCCUCCAGGCUCGAUCAGUCCACAGCUCGGUUAUUCUUAGCACCUCGCAAGCAAAAAGAUUUUGCCAUGCAAAUAGUGCAGCCAUGUGAUACCCCACUCUGACUACCACUACACCAUCUGGUGGCUUGAAAAGACAAUGGCCAUGCAGAUGACGAUGCAGGCCAGGGAGCGCCAUAGCCUGGAUCGUAAUCAUCCUAGCAUACCCCGGCACAUACGACACUACGCCAC